Messenger RNA from Lycium barbarum (goji berry), 1864 nucleotides. RefSeq lists its product as uncharacterized. Lineage: Eukaryota; Viridiplantae; Streptophyta; Magnoliopsida; Solanales; Solanaceae. The transcript has 2 exons. The coding region runs from base 372 to 1145 and encodes 257 amino acids. The record is from RefSeq and is a predicted model, not a curated record.
CACCAAUUAAUACAUUCAAGAAAAAAUAAGUUCAAUCCUUAACUUGUGGGUGUAGAGAGGAAAAGUGAGGAAAGUAAAAAAUAAAAGAGAUUAUUAGUUGAAGGAAGGUGUUCUUUUGGUGGAGCUUUGGACUCAACAUCUUGUCCAGAGUUCGUUGAGUUAUACGACGUGUUCGGGCUGUUGUAUCCUGGAGGGGACAAGUUAGAAAGAUUACUGUUGGACCGGUAAAUUUGCUGCAGUGGGCUUGAAUAUCCUUAAAGAGAGCGAGAUAUCCGCGCCUCAGCCGAAUAAAUUUUAUUUCUUCAUUUUUAUUUUUCAAUUGUAAUUGUAAUUUCACUGCAAGAUAACCAACAAUUUUUAAGGAGAUUCAAAUGGCUACAAUUGAAAAAUCGGCGGAUGUCAAAGUAGGAGAUCUUAACAAGCCAUUUCGGUUCAACGGUACUCACUUUAAGAGAUGGAAGGGUAAAAUACUCUUCUACUUAAGUCUUCUCAAUGUUUCUUAUGUGUUAAAUGAGAAGAAUCCAAAUAAAAUAGACAACUCUUCCAUGAAUGAUGAGGAACUUAUUUCUCUUCAAGAAAAAACUGAAAAAUAUGAUGAAGAUUCAUACAAGUGUCGGUAUUAUUUACUUAAUUGUCUAUCCGAUAAUUUUUAUGAUUAUUAUGAUAGAACUUACUCUACUGCAAAGAAAAUUUGGAAAGCGUUGCAGAGUAAAUAUGAUACCGAGGAGGCUGGAGCGAAAAAAUAUGCUGCUAGUAGAUUUUUUCGUUUCCAAAUGGUGGACAACAAAUCAGUGGUAGACCAAGCCCAAGAUUUUAUAAUGAUCGUUGGAGAGCUCAGGUCCGAGGAAAUAAAAAUUGGAGAUAACCUUAUUGUUUGUGGCAUAAUAGAUAAACUUCCACCUUCAUCGAAAGAAUUUCAAAAAACCAUGCGCCACAAACAAAAGGAAACCUCUCUUGAGACGUUGAUAAUGCGAAUCCGCAUGGAGGAAGAAGCAAGGGGCCAAGAUGCACUUUUACAACGGAAGAGAGCAACUUACAACCCGUCACAAAUAAGAUCCACUAACCAAGGCCUUGGCAAGAGAAAAGGUCUGGAGCACAUCGAGGGGGAUGGGAUUGAAGCCUAUAAAUUCAUGAGUCGUAUAUGAGGAAACCCAACCUGGGGACUAGAGAUCCUAUAACCAGGUUCAAUGGGAAAAACGAAUCAUAUGAUGACUUGUUGAGAAAAAUGCACUAUUUUAUUUAUUCCCUCCCUAUGGUGUAAGUGCAUUAUUCUGUAACAAUUUGUGGAGGUUGAGUUUAUAAACUCUUAAUGAAACUCUGUAGCUCGUAUGAGUGGGGUGUUAAGUUACAGAAGCACUCUUGACAGAUUUCACCUAUGUGAGUGUGGAAGUAGGCCGUUUCCUAUGAGAAUUGGGCUCGUUCUCAAAAGCACUCAUGAAAACCGGGAUAGCACAAGGCCGUAAUGUGCUGGCUAUUAAAGCUCAUGUCAACACCUUGAUUAUUAUGUGUAAGCGGUAAUUCUUUAUUUCCCUAAAGUAGUCAUAGUUCAAGUCUGAGACCACUACGGCUCUGGAGUAAAGAUUAUUGUUUUACUAAGUGGAGGUUCAAUGCAGAGCACACCUUCAUUAUGCAUAUUAAUCUACCUUCAACUGAUAAACUCUCUUAUGUAAAUAUUAAAAUGAGUGGGGGAUUGUUAGAUUUUGAGCAUUUUAAUAUUGCAAAUAUCUUUCACAUUUUGUCCAAAUUCGUCACAUGUUUUGUGCCUUGCCAUGCAAUUUUAUUUUCAUUUGGGUAGCCACAAAAGUUGACCAUAUCUUUCACAUUUUUUGUGGAAAAAAAUGUGAAGACCAUGAUAGCCACCAUA